ACGUGUGUCUGCAUGUUCACCUCGCCUCUUUUUCCUGGGAUUCUCAGCUGUCUGAUUUGCGUUGCCACACCUUAGUCCAUUUGUUCCUGAUGUAUCAUGUGAGGUGACUGCGCUUUUCUUUCUUUCUUUUUCUUUUUUUUUUCUUUUUAUGUGGCUCCAUAAAGAGUGAAUGGAGCGCGUGGCUCCAUAACGCGCGGCGCGUGCAGGAGGAGCAGCAUGUCCCGGACUGCGCCUGGGUUCUGAAGGACAUCCAGCCUGGGCUUGCUGUGGGUUUGGGGAUUAGUAGCUCCAACAUCGUGAGGCUGUGCUGUUCGGGGAUUAGUGAGUGAGAGAGAGAGAGAGAGAGAGAGAGAGAGAGAGAGAGAGAGAUGGGAGAGAGGUGCUCACACAAGGGGCUCUGACAGGACACCAUGGCCACCGGUGCGCUCUCUCCUCUUAUAGUCGGCUGUUUUUUGCUUUAUGCUUUGGGACAAGUUACACAGAAAGAUGGCCACUUGGAUACCGUGCAGAGUUCAGGCCCUCUGUCCUGUUUUGAGGGUGUCACAGUACUUGGUUAUUACAAUGGCUCCAUGUCACAGACAGACUCAGGCUUUCCCUGUCUGAAAUGGACUGAGUUCCCUGACUACAUGCUGCAGUACCCAGGCAGGGGGCUUGGAGAUCACAGCUACUGCAGGAACCCUGACCGUGAGUCCCAGCCCUGGUGCUUCUUCAGACAGCAGUCUGGAGCCAUCGGCUGGGCUUACUGCAACUGCCACCAGGGUGCAGCCAGGCUGAUGGGAGGAGGGUCUAACAAGAGCGGCCGUCUGGAAAUUUACCUGAAUGGCCAGUGGGGGACAGUGUGUGACACACACCUGACUGACCGAGAUGCAAGUGUCAUCUGUCGACAGCUUAGCCUCGGUGAAAUUGGUACUGCACUCCAGCACUCCUACUUUGGCCCUGGCUCUGGACUUUUCCACUAUGAGCAACUUGGCUGUCGUGGCAACGAGAACUCGGUCUUAGAGUGCCGGGGCAGGAAGUUUGUCUCCGGUGACUGUAAUCAUGGAAAUGAAGCUGGAGUGGUGUGUGCUGCACCUGAAGGAAAUGGCACUCCCUUGAGGCUGGUGGGAGGCCAGGAAGACUUUGAGGGACGAGUGGAAGUGUAUCAUAAUGGCCAAUGGGGCACAAUCUGCGAUGACCAGUGGGAUGACAUUGAUGCCGAAGUGGUCUGUCGACAGCUGGGAUUUGGUGGUGUGCCAAAGGCGUGGUCAUGGUCUCAUUUUGGCCCGGGGGCUGGGCCCAUCCUGCUGGACGGGGUACAAUGCACAGGAAAUGAGCUCUCUCUGGAAGAGUGUCCUCACACACCCUGGGGCCAGCACAACUGUGACCACAUGGAGGAUGCUGGAGUGUCCUGUAACCCAUAUACAGACGGUGCACUGCGUCUGGUCGGAGCAGAUUUUCCAUGGGAAGGACGCUUGGAGGUGUACUACGCUGGAGAUUGGGGCACAGUGUGUGAUGACAGCUGGACUGAGCAACAUGCCCAGGUGGUGUGUCGGCAGCUUGGCUUCAGAGGGCGGGCUGAAAUAGCACCAGAUGGUGCGUAUGGGGACGGCACAGGGCUAAUUCUGUUGGAUGAGGUGAGGUGCGACGGGGGAGAGAGCUCCCUGCUGGAGUGCAGCCAUGCAGAGUGGGGACGCCACGACUGCUCCCACAGUGAAGAUGUGGCCAUACGCUGUGAGAGAGGAGGAAAUACCGAUGAUAUUACUGCAGUUCCUCAAGUCUCAGGUCCCCUACUUAGGCUGGUGGAUGGAGAGAGUCGUAAAGAGGGUCGUGUGGAAGUCUUCAUUAACAGCGAGUGGGGAAGUGUGUGUGAUGAUGGUUGGAAUGACAUCAGUGCUGCUAUAGUGUGUAGACAGCUGGGCUUUGUUGGAGUAUCUAAAGCCCGUUCCAUGGCCUAUUUUGGUGAGGGUCAGGGUCCAAUCCACUUGGACAAUGUGAGGUGUGUGGGUACAGAGUCAUCUCUGGGAGAGUGUUUAGCCGAUGGGUCAGACAAACAUAACUGCAGGCACAGUGAGGAUGCAGGGGUCAUCUGUGAUUACGUGUUCCAGCCCGUAGCCGACAGCAUGACAGCAACCCAGUCAUGUGGCCUAAGGCCCAACACACAGCGCCGCAGGAGGAGGAUCAUUGGAGGAGACAAGUCACUUAGAGGGGACUGGCCGUGGCAAGUGUCUCUGUGGCUAAGGUCUCAGUCCAAAAGGAACCAUCCACUAUGUGGAGCCACUCUCAUCAACUCCUGCUGGAUUGUCACUGCAGCUCAUUGCUUUAAGAGGUUUGGCUCUGAUCCGUCACGAUAUGUUUUGAGAUUGGGAGACUACCAUACAGAGGAAAGGGACGACUUUGAGCGCACUCUCUCUCCAGAGCGCAUUGUCAUCCACAAGAAGUACCUCAGCCAGGGCUGGGAGUACGACAUUGCCUUGGUGAGGCUGAAAGGCACAGACGGGAACUGUGUAUCUUUCAACCCACACACUAAUGCUGCCUGCCUUCCUGUUCAUAGUGACAGGAAAACAAAAAGACCUGCUGCAUGUGUCAUCACCGGCUGGGGAGUUACAGACGCUGAGUACUCACGCACUUUGCUGCAGGCCUGGCUUCCCUUGCUGCCAUCCUGGAAGUGCAAAAAACGUUAUGGAAGCCGCUUCACUGGCCGCAUGUUGUGUGCUGGCAGCCUGUCAAACCAUCGCCGUGUGGACAGUUGCCAGGGGGACAGUGGUGGCCCACUAGUGUGCCAGGGUGAAGGCGGGCGCUGGACUCUAACUGGGGUCAUUUCCUGGGGUCAUGGCUGUGGAAAUCCAAGCUAUCCUGGUGUAUACACUCGAGUCAGCAGGUUCCUAAAGUGGAUUGAGAAGGUCACCCUGGGUACUGCUUAACUCUGAGGAUAGAAUAUUACUAUGGUUAAUUAGUUUUAAUAUUGCGUGCUUAAAGUACGAGAUGCCUGUCAGAAGACUGAGACUAUGUUCAAUGUCAAGACAGUGAAUCUGGCUUCCUCAUUCAGUAGCUCACCUCAUGCCAUGUGCAUUCCAAUGUAUUUUGACUUGAAAAGCCAUGUGGAAAGUGUGAAUGACAUUCUUGAUUGAGGUACAAGGAUAUUGAUUGUGCUGAAUCCUCAAGGUUGAACUACAGUUAUAUGGCCAAAAGUAUGUGGAUACCCACCCAUCAUACCCAUAUGUGAGUCUUCCACGAACUGUUGCCAGCAAAAUUAGAAACAUAUAAUUAUCUAGAAUGUCUUUGUAUACUGUAGAAUAAGGAUUUACCUUCCCUGGAAGUAAGGGGCUCAAACAUGUUCCGACAUGACAAUGCCCCUGUGCACAAAGCAAGCUUCAUAAAGACAUGGUUUGCCAAGGUUGGUGUGGAAGAACCAGGUGGCCUGCACAGACUUAAACCCCAGUGAACACCUUUGGGAUGAACUGGAACUCCGACUGCGCACCAGGUGUCCUCACCGAACAUCAGAGCCUUUUCUCAGUGAUGAAGCCAUACUCCAUAACCAUGUUCUAAAAUCUAGGGCAAAGCCCAAGCUAGAUGGACCGGCCAUGUUGUCAGGAUGCCAGACAGUCGACUGCCCAAACAGUUGUUGUAUGGAGAGCUGUGCCAAGGCAAGUGCUCAUCUGGGCGGCAGAAGAAAUGCUUCAAGGACAAUCUCAAAGUGUCCCUCAAAACCCUAGAAAUCGAUCUCAACUCCUGGGAAUCUCUUGCUCAGAAUCAUCCAGCAUGGUGAGCAAAGCUCAUCAGUAGUGCACGUGCAACAGAGAUGAAAUGCAUUGCCGAGGCCCAGAAAAAACUAGCUGUGCAGAAGGCUCAGACUAUCACCACCACCACUAUAGCACCUACCCACGCAUGCCUGACAUGUGGGUGUACCUUCAAAGCCUGGAUUGGCCUCAUAAAUCACCUCCGGGCCCACAAUGGCCACACACCAAAUUGAAGUCAUGGUCAUCUUCGACCCUGAAGGACGAACAUCAGCAGCAGCAGCAAAGCAGGGACCAAGUCCAUUAAAAUGGGAUGUUCAAGGAUAGAUUUGGGGUGUGAUGGUCAGGUGUCCACAAACUUUUGGCAAUAUAGUGUAGCAUUGUUGGACAGGAGGUAGUAUGUAUUUAGAACCAUAUUGCACUAAACUGCAUGCUAUUAUUGUGUGUACUUUUUUUCUAAAAAUUUUAAUUUGUCAGUAUUGCAGGCCAAACAGCUCAAAGAAGCAGUGGGUGUUUUUGUUUGCUUGUUUGUUUGUUUGUGUUUUACAUCUCCAUCCACCACAUCUUCAGCAUAUGAUUAUUACCACAGACAAGAAUUUCCACACAGUUCCCUGGACUGUGAAAAGUGUUGUAAUUCUUGUCAGUAGUAAUUACACAUACAGUACUGUGCAAAAGUUUUUGGCACCUUAUUCUUUUUUUUAGUACAAACUUUGUUAUAGACUUUUAUUUUAUGAUUUAUACAUUAUGGAACCAGUACAAAAACACUUUAGACUUCCAAACAUUAGCUUUCCAGCAGGGGCGGCACAGUGGUGUAGUGGUUAGUGCUGUCGCCUCACAGCAAGAAGGUCCGGGUUCGAGCCCCAUGGCCGGCGAGGGCCUUUCUGUGCGGAGUUUGCAUGUUCUCCCUGUGUCUGCGUGGGUUUCCUCUGGUUGCUCUGGUUUCCCCCAAAGACAUGCAGGUUAGGUUAACUGGUGACUCUAAAUUGAUCGUAGGUGUGAAUGGUUGUCUAUGUGUCAGCCCUGUGAUGACACAUAGACUUGCCUGCGACCCUGUAGAACAGGAUAAAGUGGCUAGAGAUAAUGAGAUGAGUUUUCCAGCACAAAAUUAGAUGUUACAGAAAAAUGUUUGUAUGUCAGUAAAGAAAGCAGCAUAUUACAUAACAGACCACUUUUCAGACAAAAACAUAAUGAAGGCUACUGGGUUUUGCUGCAACAUUAAGAAGCGAGUGUGACACUCAAAGUGUCCAGAAGAACUGUGGCUGGUUCUGUAAGAUGCUCAGUAAAACCUACAGCUCAUUUCCUUAUAAAACCACACUAAUUGUACCUGAGAUUGCCAUUUUUUUUCUCAGCAAAAGGUCGUCACGCCAAACAUUGACUUUUUUUCAUGCGUUACUGCUUACUGAUCUUUAUGGUAUUUUUAUUUUUUUUUAAUGUAGAAACAUUUAAUUUCAUUAUUUUUGAAGGCAUCUUUGCUCUACAGCAUUUCAUUACAUGUGCCUAAGACUUUUGCACAGUACUGUAUGCUACAGAUGUAGUAGAUAUAAACUCACUUUUGAAAACGCCAGAAUAUUCUAGAAUAUGCUGGUGAUAUUUGUAUUAAAUGUUACAAUGAAUUGACAUUCCAGGGGAGCUUACCCAGUGAGGGCUUGAUAGCAUUUUUGUACAAACUCAUGAUGAAGCUUUGUUUAAUUAAUGCCACAGAGUUGUGGUAAGAUGACAUAUAAUUGUAUCCCUGAUUGUGGAAUCCAGGUGAAUGAAGUCGACGAAUAAAAAAAAGUCUAAGUGCAAUUUUAAAAA
This is a messenger RNA of Neoarius graeffei (lesser salmon catfish), 5510 nucleotides long. Its product is annotated as neurotrypsin. NCBI's taxonomy places the organism in Eukaryota, Metazoa, Chordata, Actinopteri, Siluriformes, Ariidae. Gene Ontology annotation, molecular function: serine-type endopeptidase activity. Gene Ontology annotation, biological process: proteolysis. The record is from RefSeq and is a predicted model, not a curated record. The transcript has 14 exons. Gene Ontology annotation, cellular component: membrane. The coding region runs from base 411 to 2900 and encodes 829 amino acids.